This is a messenger RNA of Magallana angulata, 2284 nucleotides long. RefSeq names its product tyrosyl-DNA phosphodiesterase 1-like. Gene Ontology annotation, biological process: single strand break repair; double-strand break repair. Gene Ontology annotation, cellular component: nucleus. The record is from RefSeq and is a predicted model, not a curated record. Bases 176 to 2185 code for a protein of 669 amino acids. Gene Ontology annotation, molecular function: double-stranded DNA binding; 3'-tyrosyl-DNA phosphodiesterase activity; single-stranded DNA binding. The transcript is spliced from 15 exons. Lineage: Eukaryota; Metazoa; Mollusca; Bivalvia; Ostreida; Ostreidae.
ACUGUAUAAUAAACCGUCAAAUUCAAUAUGAAAAUGAAAGUUCAAUGUAAAUAGAAGUGCCGAAGUGGUGAUCGAAACUUGCAUGCACGUAUCAUGCAUAGUGAGCUGUUGUUAUUUGUUUACAUUGUUUGUAUCUAAGUCCAGUAAAGUAAGAAGAAAGCUGUAAGUGUAAGAAAUGUCUGAUACAGAUUCUGAUGUUACCAUUGAACCGGAUCCAAGUGAUUGGGAUCAUUCUCCAAAUCUCUUCACCCCUUCCCCACCUCAGUCGGUCUCCAAGAGACAGUCUUCAUAUCAUCAGCUGUCUGACUCUGACAAUGAGGAGCCAUGUUCCUCUGUGAAACACUCAUUUCAACAUCAGACUACAGAAGAUUUAUCCAAUGGACGCAGCUCACCAAAGUUGCUCAAAAGAAUUAACAAAUCUUCUUUGUCAAAAUCCCCAUCCUCAAGUUCACAGAAAAAUGAAAAAUCAAUAGUUUUUGGCAAAAUUGAUGAUCAGAAUAAUUCAGCAAAAGAUAAAAAAUUAGAUGCAAGUAAAGGUGUUCCACAAAAAAAAUUACAUGACUCUCAGGUGUUAAAAAGAAAACAUUCAUCAGGGGACAGUUCAAAGAGGGUUUCAGAAACAAUCUCUUCUCAAGCUCUACCUCCAUGUAAAUAUGGCUCUAAAUGUUACAGGAAAAACCCUGAUCACCUCAAGGAAUUUUCCCAUCCUUCAGCUAAUGACAGCAAUGAAAAUGCUAGAGGAAGAAAAUCCACAAAGCAGGAGACAUCUCCGCCAAUGAAAAGGCAGAAGACUGAAACAAUGUCACUGACAUCAAAAGAACCCAUAGAUAUCUUCACUCAUGCUCAGCCAUUGAGUUUCUUUUUAACCAAAGUCCAUGGAAUCUCUAGUGACUAUAAUGGUGCCUAUACAAUGAGUCUCAGAGACAUUUUAUCAGAAAGCAUGGGGAAUUUGCAAGAGUCAUGUCAGUUCAACUACAUGUUUGAGAUUCCAUGGCUCAUCCAACAGUACCCAACAUCAUUUAGACAGAAACCUCUUCUCUGUGUCCAUGGGUUUCAAGGGGGACAGAAAGCUGGAUUGGAGGCAGAUGCCAGAAAGUUUACAAACAUCAAGUUUUGUCAGGCAAAAUUAGAAAUGCCAUAUGGAACUCACCAUACGAAAAUGAUGUUUCUGCUGUAUGAUAAUGGACUUCGUGUUGUGAUCCACACAGCUAACCUAAUAGAGCGUGACUGGCACCAGAAAACUCAGGGGAUUUGGAUAAGUCCUGUCUUUCCAAAGCUAAAAUCAGGUCCUUCACCCACACAAGGGGAUUCUCCAACUCAUUUCAAGAGGGACCUCCUGCAGUAUGUUGCAGCCUACAAGGCUUACCAACUGAAGGAUUGGCAGGAUCACAUAUCUAGGCAUGAUCUGUCUUCAGCUAAUGUUUUCAUUGUGGGCUCAGUGCCAGGCAGACACAUGGCAGAAAAGAAGCACUGGUUUGGUCACAUGAAACUUCGGAAGCUGCUGAAUGAAAAUGGACCAGUGAAGGAGCAGGCUUCCAAGUGGCCAGUGGUUGGACAAUUCUCCAGUAUUGGGUCCCUAGGAGCCUCCAAAGAGAACUGGUUGUCUGUGGAAUUUUUGCAAUCUCUUGCAACAGUAAAAGGAACAAGCAGUGUACCACUAGCUCCUGUAGAGUUCAAGCUGAUUUUUCCUACUGUUGACAAUGUGAGGACCAGUCUAGAGGGCUAUCCAGCAGGAGGCUCCAUCCCAUACAGCAUCAAUGUUGCCAAGAAGCAGCCAUGGCUUCACUCUUACUUCCACCAGUGGAAGUCUGAAGGGAGGGGAAGAAAUCGGGCCAUGCCUCACAUCAAAACCUACUGCCGUCCCUCCCCGACCUGGGAGGAGGCUGCAUGGUUUCUUGUUACGAGUUCUAACCUAUCAAAAGCGGCAUGGGGGGCCUUGGAAAAGAAGGGGAGUCAACUGAUGAUUCGGUCCUAUGAAAUAGGAGUGCUGUUUAUCCCAAAAUAUUUGGUUGAGAAUGCAGUGUUUGAGUGCUCAAGUAAAGUCAAAGAAGCUGGACAGAAAACUUUUGUUCUUCCGUAUGAUCUUCCACCCAGAGCAUACACCAAAAGCGAUAAGCCAUGGAUUUGGGACAUUGCACACAAGGAAUUGCCAGAUUCCAAUGGAAACAUGUGGUGCCCAAGCUAAAACUGAUUUUUGCAAGAAAACUUUAAAUGUGUUCACCAAGUUUCAAAUGCUGAAAUAAAUCUAAUGAAUUUAUUUAUUAAAAUUGAUUAUAAAAUUAAA